Molecule: messenger RNA, 3642 nt
Organism: Syzygium oleosum
Lineage: Eukaryota; Viridiplantae; Streptophyta; Magnoliopsida; Myrtales; Myrtaceae
Product: putative disease resistance protein RGA4
Exons: 2
Coding region: 448-3642 (1064 amino acids)
Biological process (GO): defense response to other organism
Molecular function (GO): ADP binding
Source: RefSeq, a predicted model, not a curated record
ACACUAGUUCACACAAGUUGCGGUCGGCUCUCAUGUAAAAAUUAUGGGAACGAGGCUUUUUAUGUUUUUGGGUUUGUUGGGAACCAGCUUUUGGGGACAACUGGUUUGGAACAGUUCAAAACAAAGCUAAAUCUUUUAUAUUUAAGACCCUUACUACUUUCUUUUAAUUCUCACUCUCAUAGCUAGCCUUGCUCAUAAACUCUCUAGUCUCUUGACUUUCCCCCAACAGUGCCCUUGAUCUCUCUCUCUCUCUCUCUCUCUCUCUCUCUCUGGAGUCUUGCCCCCGCCGUUUCAUCUCAUCUCAUCUCUCUCUCUUGGUCUUGCCGACCCCGUCUCCUGUCCUUCCUCUCUUGAUCUCGCCGGUUGUGGCCUCGCCUUUGUUGGUCGGCCGUCGAUCAGCCCACUAAUAGCCAGAGAGACGAAGAAAGAGAGAUAUAGAGAACAAAAAUGGCAGAAGCUGUCCUUGGUAGCAUUGCCAAAAAGAUCGUUGAUUAUCUGGUUCCUCAAGCAAUAGAACAGGUUGGACAGUUAUGGUUCGUCCAUCGUGAACUCAAGGCGCUGGGGGACACUGUCUCCACGCUUCAGGCUGUAGUGUAUGAUGCAGAGGAGCAAUACUACCAUAAUCGCCAAAUCCAAGUUUGGCUUGAGCGAUUGAAAGACGCUUUCUAUGACGCACAGGACGUGCUUGAAGAAUUCAGUAUAGAAGCUAUGCAACGAGAAUUGAGUGGACGAGAAUUGAGCGGCCACAAUAAAAUGCUCAAUGAGGUAAGGGCAUUUUUCUCAAGUUCAAACCAGCUUGCUUUUAAACUGAAGAUGAUUUACAAAGUAAGAGCAGUGAGGGUGAGAAUAGAAGCCAUUAAGGCUGAUAAGGGAUUGCACUUGGUUGAACGCCCCGUGGGUCCUCAAGUGGAGAGAGAGUGGAGGAAGAGACAAGAGACGGAUUCGUUUACACUUGAGGGAGAUAUUAGAGGGAGAGAUGAUGAUAAGAAGACGGUUUUGAAAUUUUUAUUGGAUACAAAUGUGAAAGAGAACGUUUCCAUCCUUCCAAUUGUUGGUAUUGGUGGGCUUGGAAAAACGGCUCUUGCUCAAUAUGUAUAUAAUGAUGAGAUGGUAAGUAAACACUUUCACUUAAAAAUGUGGGUUUGUGUCUCUGAUAACUUUGACAUGAAUAAAAUAGUCACAAAUAUCAUAGCUUGUGCAACAAAGAAAGAACCAACCAAGGGUGCGUUGGAGCGGUUGCAAAGUGAACUAAGGGCAACAAUUGAUGAAAAGAGAUAUCUCUUAGUUUUAGAUGACUUGUGGAAUGAAAAACCAGAAAAAUGGCUGAGCUUGAAAAAAUUAUUGGUGGGAUGUGCUAGAGGAAGCAAGAUCCUUAUAACUACAUGCCUUCCUUCGGUUGCGAAGAUCACCGGCACUGCUUCGCCUCAUCUUCUCGGGGACUUAUCUGAAAGUGCAUCUAUCGAUUUAUUAAUGCAAAUGGCUUGUCGAAAAGAAGAGGAGAUACAAGAUCCUGAAAUGCUAGUUAUCGCCAAAGAGAUAGCUAGAAAGUGCUCUGGGGUUCCAUUGGUUGUUCGAACCGUUGGGCAUUUACUGUCCUUUAAGGAAACUAAACUUGAAUGGUUACGUUUCAAAGAUGACAAGCUCCCACAAGUGAAUCAAAGCGAAGACAGCAUAAGAUCAGUUCUUGAGCUAAGUUACAAUCAUCUUCCUUCACAUUUGAAACAAUGUUUCGCGUUCUGUUCAUUGUUCCCCAAAGAUUACAAGAUAAAAAAGCAGACUUUGGUUGAUCUUUGGGUGGCAGGAGGAUUUAUCGAGCCAUCAAAUGAACAUUUAGAAGAUGUUGCUCAUGAAUAUUUCAUAGAUCUACUUCGGAGUAACUUCUUCCAAAAUUAUAAGAAAGACGAGGAGACUUGCCAGAUGCAUGAUUUGAUGCAUGAUCUAUCUUGCUUGGUUGCUGGGACCGGGUGUGGGGUGGCAUGGGAUGACAAAAAAUCCAUACAUGAAAGAACUCGUCAUUUAUCUGUGGGUGACUUUCCAAUCCCAUGCUUGAAAGCAAGUCCCUUGAGAACAUUUCUUUCUGCUGUGCCACGGCCAAGAAGUGAAGCAGAUAUAUGCCACCUCAUGCAAAGUUUCAAAAGGUUGAACAUCUUAGAUCUGCAUGACUCGUGUGUCGUGGAGGUGCCAAGGUCCAUUUGUAAGUUGAAGUUUCUCACCUAUCUCGAUCUCUCUCACAACCAUAGAAUCAUAAGGCUUCCUGACUCCAUUACGAGAUUGCAUAGUUUACAAACACUUAAUCUCUACCAAUGUGCAUACCUUGUGGAAUUGCCGAUGGGUAUAAGGGAGUUAGUCAGCCUACGAAAUCUAGACAUAGACGGUUGUCAAGAACUUAGUUAUAUGCCACACGGACUAGGGCAAUUGAGUUCUUUGCAUAGGUUAACGCGCUUUAUUUUGCCCAAACGUAAAGUUCUUACUGAGAAUUAUUGUGGACUUGGGGAGCUAAAUGGGCUUAAUAACAUCCGGGGUAGCCUCAGCAUUGAAAAUUUGGGAUACAUAACAGAUGCGGCAGCACAAUCCAAGGAUGCGAACUUAAUAGGGAAGGAUUCCUUGGAAUCCUUGGAACUUCGAUGGGGCUAUCUCCAUGCUGAUGAUGAAGUAAUUGGGGAUAGAGAUGAAGCCUUAUUAGAUGGAUUGAGGCCGCACUCAAAUCUGCAAAAGUUGGAAAUCUCUGUAUAUAAUAGUGAGAGCUUUCCGAGGUGGAUGAUGGAUGACAUUGUGCUUUCCUUGCCAAAUUUAGUUGAGAUACGCUUCUACCGUUGCCAAAGAUGUAAACAUCUCCCUCCACUGGGCCAACUACCUCGCCUAAAGUAUUUAGAGAUUCGAGACAUGACUGAAUUGGAAUACAUCAAGUCGAACCCUUCGUGCACUUUAACAGGGUCAUUUCCUUGUCUAUCGAAGUUGAUGAUCGAAAACUGCAGGAACUUGAAAACCAUGCCACCUACUCCACAUCUUGAGGACUUAAUUCUGAGUGAGUCCCACCCAACGUUGAUAAAUCAGACGUUCGGCCUUAAUAAAUUGAAGACUCUGGAUAUCAGGCGGAUGCUGUCUCUAGAAUGUUUGUCUUUGGAAAGUCUCACUUCACUUGAAAAACUUCGCAUCAUUGGAUGUCAUCAGUUAACUUCCCUCUCACUCGGUACGCGACCUCUAUCCAACCUCGUGCGUCUCUCUAUUGGGCAAUGUGCAUCCCUCGAUUUAUCCAAUUUCAUAAGCGGCAACAUCUUGGAUUUCCAAGGACUUGAGAGUCUCCGCUCCAUGGAAAUUUUUCGCCUUCCCAAACUAGAAUCUCUCCCACAGUGGCUUCUACAGCUCACCAAUCUCGAGCGUCUCAAAAUUUCUUAUUGCUCCAAUUUGAAGGCUCUACUAGAGCAGAUCGAGACCUUUCAAUCACUUCAACGGCUUGAAAUCACCGAUUGCCCCUCGUUGACGUCAUUACCUGAUGGAAUUCGAAGGAUGGCAUCUCUUAAUCACCUAAACAUCUACGGUUGCCGAAAAUUGGAGGAGAAGUGCAAAAAAGAUGGAGGCGUGGACUGGUACAAGAUUGCUCAUAUCUCGCUCAUAACUCACCAGACCUUCUUUGAUUUCUGA